CCCGCUGAAAGCCGGACCGGAGGCGCCGCGCCGCCAUUUUGUUGCUAACGCUGCUGGAACUGCGGGCCGCGGCGGUUGGCGCGACCGGUGGAGCUGCCCGCGGCGGCGGCAGCAGCGCCGGGCGCCCUUUUAAAGAGAUUUUUAAUCUGUUUAGGGCCUCUGUGCCCCAGCCGUAUUUUAGCACGCCAUGUCCGGAGAGGGAGCUGCCGGCGAUCAGGCUGCUGAAUAUGUCCCAGAAAAAGUGAAGAAAGCUGAAAAGAAACUAGAAGAAAAUCCAUAUGACCUUGACGCGUGGAGCAUUCUCAUUCGAGAGGCACAGGUUUAGUGACAUAGGAUUACAUUUCCUUAUCUAUGGUCCACUCACACUAUUUGGUUCUGGAGUAAAAUCAGCAUAUUCAUUUACAUAAAUCAUAAUAUUGUAAAUGCUGUUUUGAUUUUCAAUUUUUAGAAUCAACCUAUAGACAAAGCACGGAAGACCUAUGAACGCCUUGUUGCCCAGUUCCCCAGUUCUGGCAGAUUCUGGAAACUGUACAUUGAAGCAGAGGUUAAUAUUUUUACAUUUUUUCUUAUAUAACAUUUAAUAGGAGUUUAAGUUUACACUUUCAUAAGCAUAAAUAAGAUAGGUACAUAAUAUCUAGGGUAAAGGGGAUUUUAAAUAUGCCUUGCCUUUAUUUUGUAAAAUAGGUACAAAGGAGUGAUUAAAAUGAAUUCUAAAGUAUUGGGUCUUUUAUGAGUUGAUGAUUGUUGCAUUAUGGAAUUGCAACAACAUUAAAACCGUUUUAAUGGUAUUGGAGUGCUUUAGCCUUUUAUUUACUUGUCGUGUCAAUUUAUUGCCUCCCGUGUCAUUUAUUUAGAGGACUUUUUUUUUAUUUAUACGUACAAACUUAUUUGAAUGGCUUUCUGUGAAUGUUUGGAUCUUUUAAUUUUUUUGCUUCCUUAGGGAAUUGUUUCUGUGAACAGUGUUUUCAGGGAGGGUGUGGGAUGGAAGCUGACUUCUAGAAUGGAAUGCUGGGAAAAUGCAUUAGCACAACUCAUUAGCUUCUAAAAAUCCCAACAAAAUUGUGAUUGUUUACAUAACUAUAUAAAACUUCGCAUUAAGUGCAUUGAUCAUUUAAACAGUCUUUAACGACAUGCCAUGAAAUGCACUGAAUAAUUGGAUAUUUUUAAAAAAUUUUCUGUAGCUGAUAUUUAAUACUAAUACACAUGCUUUUUGUGGGGAUCUUCUAGCUGCACAUUUUUCUUGAGACAGAUCUUCUACAUGCUAAAUUACGGGGGUGGAGACCUGUGUUCUGUAGAUGAGAAAUGAGAUAGCUAUUUUUUUCCCAUUUUAUGUGAAAAUUGCCUGAGCAGCAAUCUGAGUGGCCAAACUGCAUUUUAUAGCUAUCAUAUCUUAUUUUACAUUAAAUUACGUAUCCAAGUGUGUUCUGGCAGUAAAUUUUAAAGAUUUUUAAAUAAAAUUGGGAUCGUGGUAAUCUAACAAAUUUUUAUAUUGCAGUUUAUAGUAAGAUGUUAUAGUGUAAUCUAAAUUUAAUAUUACCUAAUUAAAUAUCAUAGAAUUUUCACUAUUUUGUUUCCAGUAGUUUGUAGGAGUAGUUGGAAUGUCUGUGAUUGGACAUAUUUGGGAUGUUGUGAAUGCACUAACACAUACAGAUGUAUAUUUUCCUCUUGGGACCCUGCAGCCAAAUCCAUUAGCCUCUUGUACCCUGCAAUGUUUGCUACAGGAUCUAGUCUUUAGAAUCUAAUUUAGUUAGAUUACAUUAAGUUAUCUGGUUUCUGUGCUUAUUUAAAACCUUUAUCUUUCCCAUGCCUGAGAUUUAAGAGUUAAAUAAGACCACCUCAGAAAGCCUGUACUACAUUGUAGGUCUUUCAGCGUAAAGUACUAUUAUCAGUGUAAAGCUUCUUGUCUGAGGCUUCUUGUCUUGAACCACAUUCAGAGAUGAAUUGCCAAACAUUACCUCCCUUAAUCCAUACCUUUUAACUAAUUUAUAAGUAGUAGUAUUUAGAAACGCUAACAGUGGCAAAGCUUAAAACAGGUCUAGGGUGUAAUUUUUUACGUGCUCCUUCAAGGAAGGAAGAUCAGCCUCUACCCAGCAGGUAUGGUAACCAGGUAACACAAGGUAAAUUUGAGAAGGAAAGAAUUGGCAUAAAGAUCAUUAGCUCAUGUGUGUGUGUGUGUCUGCCUGUAACUACACUUCAAAGAUAAGAGAAAUUGAGUAUAUGAUUCUGUUAUCCAAAACAAUGGAAAAACAUGAACUGUAGAGUUCUGGUAGAGCUUACACUUGAAAAGGGUUGUAUUUGAAAGAAAUGUAAGAAGUUACUUUUUAGAAAUUUAUCUAUCAUCUUAGGCAAUUUUUUUAAAUACCAGUUACAACUUAAAUUUUCAGCUUUUCUGGUUCCAGUAAUUUCUGUCAAAACUCACAUAGUGACCAAUUUAAAAAGCAAUGUGAUUAUCUCUGCCUCUUUUAGUAUGUGUAACCAUUUAUAGCUAUAAGCUGAAAUAACUUACUUCCAAAUUCCUCUCUAAAAAUAUAUAUUCACACAAUUGGGUACUGUUGUCAGUGUUUUAAGUUGCAUAUCAUAUGUACAGUCCCAUCUGAGAGUAAAUUCAAAAUGAAAUGUUUUCUCAAAUGUUCUUUUAACAGCUUGGUUGAAUAUUAAUCAAGACUUCAAUUAAUUUUGUAAGGCUAUCUGAGAUAGAGGAAUUGAUUUGAGGCUUCUUUUAUUGCAGCCUCAAGAUGUACAAGGAACAUAGGGAAGGUAUUUUCCAAAAGCUUUUUUCCGUGGAAAUCUUAGUAGUCUCCUCCUGCUAGAAAGUUUCUCUUGGAUAGUUCAGAAGUAUAGAUCUUUCCAGCCUUGAGUUGGGAAAGUAAACCUGUGGUAAAUCUUUAGUAUUGUUUUUGAUUUACUGUCACUGCCUUGGUAUUUAAAUCUGAAAAUUGCUAAAUCUUCAGUCAUCUGUAAGCUGGUUGUCAAAACAAGCAUAUCAUUUUUCUCUUUAAUGUGAUAAUGUUUGGUCUUUACAUCACAGACAAAAAGGGAGAGGAAAGUGGUGGGGGGUUCUGGCAGGUUGUCUUUCAGUAGAGAAUUUUGUCCUCUGAAUGACAUAAAUCUGAGCUAAAUAUCAUUCCAUAGUGUUAUUCUAUUAUUGGAAGAUGAGCUAGGGUGAGGGUUAUGAUUAUGGCCUAACAAAGAAGGAAGUAGCCCUUUAACAGCUGUAUUCGUUAUAAAAUUGUUAGAAACUUCUAAAUUUCCUUUUCCCUAACUUGAGGAAUGUGUUCUUUUUAGUCACUUCCAAUUUUCAAGUAGAAAUCCUUGUUCAUAACCAACAUGAACAAAAACUUUCCUUGCAUAUGCCCGUUCAUUUUGUAAUGUAAAACUUCUAAGUGCAAGCCUUACUGCUGUGAUUACCUCUUGUUUUAAUGCCAGUGUUUGUUCAGGUCCCUGACUCCGUUUUCCUUUUUGCGUAUGACUUUGUUCCCUAGUAGAACAUAGUGUAAAGCAGUGCUCACCACUUCAUCUAUCAUCUAACUUACUGCUAUUGAUACACAGACUGUGCUGAAGUAACUGAAUACUUCAUGUUUCCAUUUUAUGUGCCAAGCACCAAUUUAUAUGCUCUGGCCUCUCUAUUAUGACUGAUUUGGUAGUCAGUAGAACAUGGAAAUUAGUUGGGAAGAGCAUGCUUUCACAGCUUGUUAAUGAGAACUCUGCUAUUAAAGUUUGAAUUGGUCAAACGUUUUGGAUUCUGUCACUGGUUCUUAUUUCUUCUGACAUUCAAAGAAGCAGUUGCAGGACACAGAGAUAGUAGAAUUGGAUGAAACAACUCUCAGCUCACAAUGUUUUUGGGUCAUAGCAUUUGAAUGCUUAAGACUUGUGAAAAUAGAGUUUCAUUUAGGGAAUUUAACAGACUGUGUAGUCUAUUUUUGAUACGUGUUUUAGCAAGUAAAAUAGUUAACUUGCUAUUCUGCAUCUACUAAAAUUUAGGAAGUGGUACAGUAAUGACACUCUUCUUACUCAGACUCUUGUUUUCUCUAGUUGCUUAAAGCACAUUUUUCUCUUGAUACCUUUCCCAUAAAAAUCUGCUUCCAGAAAACUUGAAUCAAUUCACAUCAGUGCCUCUUUCACAGUUUUAAAAAGGAGCAUGUAAGUCUCCCACAUGUGCCAUAAUGUUAAAUUCAUAGAUCACAUGAUCUGGAUUCUAGCCUGCUCUGCUGAUUUGCUGUGUCUUCUUGGGUAAGUUAUUUAACCUGUUUUGCCACUAUUAAAAGAUACCUACCUACCUCACAGGGUUGUUGUGAGGCUCACUUAGUCAUUAAAGUGCUUUUGGCAUCUGGCUAAAAGGUGCUACAGAAAUGUAAAAAUAAAUCCUGAUGUAAUAUACCCUAUGAUCCCAUAGACCCAGCUGUCUAUUACUAUUUCCUUUGUCUCUUUGUUUGAACCAUCUUUUAGAUACAGAAAGACUUGAUAAUGCUUUUCAUGCACUUGAAAGAGCUUUUACUUUACCAGCGUUGUAAAUGUUUCAGUAGUUCUGAAGCAAGCAUUUGAAGUUGCCACCUUUUUCUCUGCUAGUUUCCUUUGAGAAGUCACCAGGUUGAAAAUCCUCUUAAGCACAUUAUUAAACUUAUGUUCAUGUAUUUGCAACAUUUUUUAUGAUCCAAAGAAUUUUUAAUUCCAGUUGCUCUAAGUGGAAACUUUAAUCUGUAAUUGCCCUGAAUGUUUCAGGCCAGUUCACACCACACCUUUUUACCUUUUUCAUUGUUGAGUUUAUUGCAUUAUAUCCUGAUCACUUUGAACUGUUGUUAGUAGGGGUUGAAAAGUUGCCAUCAUUAAAGAUUUAAAAAUCAUAAGCACAAGACAGUUGUGACAAAUACCCCAAUCCUAGAAACAAUAAAUACAAAGCUAGUAACAUGCGUGUAAAGUGUUUGGCUGUUAAUAUGUAUUUUUUGUCUUGCGAAUUUUGCAAGUAAGACUCUUUGUGUUAUUGCUUGUUCUAAAGAAAUGAAACUAGAUAUAUUUGUUCAGGUAACUUCUAUUUGAUAUGAACACUGAAUUUUAGAUGUCUCAGUAACAAACCAGAUGCUGUAUGAGGAUUCAGAGGGUGGGACCAAAGCUUAGGGUUGAUUGUUUUGCAUUUCAUCAUAUGCAGUACAUCAGUAUCUUUAAUUCAUGUAAUUCACACUGGUGUGGAUACUAGUCAGAAUGUAUCAUUUAACGUACUUGUAUAUGAAAAAUGUAAAUAAAACCA
Grus americana (Whooping crane) is the source of this 5242-nucleotide messenger RNA. RefSeq names its product cleavage stimulation factor subunit 3 (gene CSTF3). The transcript has 2 exons. Gene Ontology annotation, biological process: mRNA 3'-end processing. The record is from RefSeq and is a predicted model, not a curated record. NCBI's taxonomy places the organism in Eukaryota, Metazoa, Chordata, Aves, Gruiformes, Gruidae. Gene Ontology annotation, molecular function: mRNA binding; protein binding. Gene Ontology annotation, cellular component: nucleus. Bases 188 to 325 code for a protein of 45 amino acids.